AUGGUUCCUCACGCGCUUCUCAUUCCUUUUCCUGCACAGGGUCACAUUAAUCCCAUGAUGCAACUUGCCUGGAAGCUCGUCUCCCAUGGUUUCUUCCUCACUUUCCUCAACUCUGACAGUAAUCAUAACAGCAUACUCAAAGCCAACGCUCCAAAUUCUUUGCAUGAUAACAUCCGAAUGAUAUCCGUUCCCUUUGAAUUCCCAGUUAUGGAUACUCUGGAAGGCGUUGGAAAUGGCAUGGACGCAGUGGAAAAGUGCAUGGGGCCUUCUGUUAUUGAUAGAGUAAUUCAGGAAAUAAAUGCCAGGGAAGAGGAAAACAAGCUCAGCUGUAUAAUUGCAGACGCCUGGAUGUCCUUUGGUUUACACCCGCUAGCCACGCUUCACAAAGUUCCCCUCGCCGUUUUCCACACUGCUCCCGUUUCAAUCUUCGCCAUUCACUACUUCAUUAGCCAUAUGGUCUCACUUGGUGUCGUUUCAUCCGAUGGAAUUCCAAAGCAAGAUCAAAAAACAAAAUAUCUUCCCUCCAUGCCGCCGCUGCGUUCUGGAGAUCUUCCGUGGUUGUGGGGAGGCGAAUACUUUUUUCGUAAAGGUACUCGCAUGGCACAAGAAAUCAGGCACAUUAAAUGGAUCCUCUUCAAUUCUUUCUUAGAGAUCGAAGCUCCAGUAGUCGAAACGUUGUCCAAAGAAGUGGGCGUGUAUCCAAUAGGCCCUCUAAUUCCUCCUGAGUUUCUCCAUAGUACGGCGAGCACGAAGGUCCUGCCAAGCUUACGGAAACAUGAGACUGAAUGCUUACAAUGGCUAGAUAAACAGUGUACCCACUCUGUAAUCUACAUAUCCUUUGGAAGUACUGGAAUUAUGAGUGAAAAGCAAGUGGAAGAGCUUGCGCUGGGAUUAGAUGCCACACAGAGACCAUUUCUGUGGAUUGAGUUUUUUAUAUAG
This is a messenger RNA of Cryptomeria japonica (Japanese cedar), 939 nucleotides long. RefSeq names its product UDP-glycosyltransferase 85A2-like. Gene Ontology annotation, molecular function: UDP-glycosyltransferase activity. NCBI's taxonomy places the organism in Eukaryota, Viridiplantae, Streptophyta, Pinopsida, Cupressales, Cupressaceae. The transcript is spliced from 2 exons. The coding region runs from base 1 to 939 and encodes 312 amino acids. The record is from RefSeq and is a predicted model, not a curated record.